Gasterosteus aculeatus aculeatus (three-spined stickleback) is the source of this 2332-nucleotide messenger RNA. RefSeq names its product chromosome 9 C19orf67 homolog (gene c9h19orf67). NCBI's taxonomy places the organism in Eukaryota, Metazoa, Chordata, Actinopteri, Perciformes, Gasterosteidae. The record is from RefSeq and is a predicted model, not a curated record.
AUGAUAAAAAAAGAAGGCUAUAUUUUUUUUAAUUUCUUGCAGAGGCCCUUUCAGCUUUGACCUUUGACACCUGCAAUAUACCAUUCUGAUUGGACCGUCUGAUUGGAAGGUAACAGGUAGCUUUCCCGCUAGCUAGUAGCUUAGCUCAACCGUUAUCUCAAAGUCACAAUCAACGGACCGCGGCGUGAUGAAAUAUAUAUUGAUUUCGUGCAUUGCUUUAAGUUUAAAAAAUAGCCGUCUGUUGUCCAGUCGUUAACGUUAGCUUUCUAACGCUAAUUCUCGGGUGAAUCGCUAGCUAGCUCGCUAGCAUUAACGUGAAUCCAUGAGACAUAGCGGUUGCUAAUAUAGCAGUUUUAACAAACAGUUGAAAGGCGAUUCGACAUAUAUUAUUCUUAAACAUUCAGUUAAUUCGGCGUAUUAUUUUCAACAGAUUCCCUAAAUCAUACCAAUUUAUCAACAACAGACAGCAUGACGGGCAUUGAAGUUCAGUUUGAGGCCCAAGUUGCCUCCGACUCGCCGUCGGGACAAAGGGCCUUUGGGGUCCUGCAGGAGGACGCGAGCGGCGAGAGGGAGUCCGACUUCACGGAGGGGCUUCAGGUCACCGGGCAGAGAGAGGAGGAGCAGCCGUCGUUUUUGGCCGUCGCUGCUCUUCCGGCGCCGCCUGGCGGCGAGCACGCGCCCUGCGGCAGUGACAGCGAGGCCUGCAUCUUCCCGGGGGUCCUGUGGAGCCUGCAGUCCAUGGAGCUGCAGCUUCGGCUCCUCAUGAGCAAAGCGGAUGACCUGCACAACUUGCUUUUCGACAGUCAGCAUCAGCUGACGAGGGAGGCGCUUGCGGCUGAGGUGCGAAUCUUCCUGUACACCUGUGAGCAGUUCUUCAACGUCCUGGAAUCCACAAUCCACGCCUCCCAGAACACACUUCUGCCCUUUGCCUUUGAAAUCAAUUCUCGGCGUGUACAGCGGUUGGACUUCUCUCAGCAGCUGUGUGACAGGUUGGAGCAACUGCUGUUGACCUACGCCAGCUGUAAUGUCCUCUGUUUGGACGAGACCAACCCGAUCAGCUUGUCUCACUUCUGCAUCGGUCAGAGUCAGCUCGGCGCCCUGAGGGUGAAGGCGUUCCGCUACUGUAAGCCCACGCCGUACCUGGCUCGACUCGACACCGGCCUCUACAAGCGCAUGCGCUGGAACGUGGAGCGGCACAGAGACGAGUACGGCGAGGGACAGAUCGUCUGCGACACGGAGUAUUACUUCCUGUGCUACGAGGACAUUCCCAACAGGCACGCCGAUGCAGGCCGGGACCACGAUGGCGUCUCCCACAGCAACGUGGUGAGGAUGUGGUCCAUUGGUCAGUGGCAGCAGGUGACCCCCGAAACAGAUGACAUCGAUCACUGGGUUCUAUGCGAGGUCCCUCAGGCCAACUACCACAAGCUGUUGUACUUCGGCAGUGAGGAGCCGUCGAGCUGCAGCGCCACAGAGCACCUGCAGCAGCUGCUGUCCCACCAGGCGGCAAAGUGACGGCCGCCUCCGUCACACGUACAUCCGUCUCCGGGCCGCGGCGAGUUUCAAUCCCACAGGACGUCAAUGCGUCGUUUAUCAGAACAUCUGGAUGCCAAGUUGAACUCGCAUGACUGAUGCAUUCUGGGACUGUUGACCAGCGUUUGCCAAAGUAAUGGUUUUAUUACGUUCGCUGUUCAGUGUGGAGAAUAUUUUUAAAACAGAUUGUAGAUAUUUUUUAGGUUUUUAAAAAGUUUCCAAAUAUCUAAAUCUUUCGUUGUGUUGUAAAGUCCAGAAAAGUUAUUAAAAAAAACAUUUUAUUUACAUGAAACAUUGCAUUGAAAUAAUUACACACAAUCACAGACUUGUCGUUUAGAGGAAAUGCAGAGAACUUUACAAUUUAAAACAAGCUGCCAUGAUUUUAGGCUCCUCAAGCGUGGCCCCAUUUACUUUAACAGGUUCAUCAGCUCAUUUUCCAUUUGCUCAAGAAACCUCACCUUAGUUCACAAUAAAUUAAUAUUUAAAAAUUGUGAGAUUUCAUAUCUUUGAGUCAAGGUAACAAGUGAAGUGUGUUGGACCACAUCAUCAGCUCAUUUUCACCCAAACUGAAGAAGACUAACUUUCUUGACGGGUAAAACCGUAACAUUUACAACAAACAUCCUUCAUUCAUAUAAAAUCUAUGUACUCUUAAAGGGCUGCUAUACGUAUACAUCUCUAAAGUACAAAAUUAAAGUGGAAUUUUCCUUCAUUACAGUGAACAGUCUUGACGCCAUUUACGCACACAUGCUUACAAAAACACACGGACGGGUUAAAGAAAGCACAUUUAAAAAGUCCAGCUUCC